AUGUCGAAGAAAACGAACGAAAUAUUUAACGAACUUUGUGAAUCCAAUUGCUACAAAAUUAUUAUACCAGGCGGACAUAAAUAUAAGAAAGAUUAUAUAAUAAAUAAUCUAAACAAUUAUGUCGCACCGGAAACAAUCGUUCCGAUAAAGUACAGAAAGAGAGGAAAUGAAGCCAAUUUUUUUGUAGAUGAUAAAAAAGUAGCAGUUACGUUACUCGAUUGUGAAAUCAUAACUAACCGUGGAAAACAACUGACAGUCAGAGUUACAACAUCAGCAUUUCCCCGGUGUAUAAUUGAUGAUGAAUUUGAAGAAAGAGUAAAACAAGCCAUGGUGAAACGAUAUGUACCAGUGAUAAAAAUGAUAGAUAUGUCAAAGUUUCACAGAGAUCCGGAUCUCAUUUCUGACUACUUUUGUGCACUGUCGUGUCCUCCAGUUUUAGACACUGUGUUUAACGUUCUAUCAGAACAUAUGUCAGACUUAAAGGCAAUAAAUUUGAAUGGAAAUAUAUUGGACAUUGAUCUAACAUUACGUAUGAUCAAAUCAAAAUUAUUAGAACUAAAGAUACUGCACAUUGGAGAUAAUUCGCUAAAAGACAUCGAAGAACUAAACGCUAUUAAAAAUUUGAAUUUGGAGGAGCUCAUAUUGACUGGAAAUCCGAUAUGCAACAAGUAUCAAUCCCAAAAUGACUAUAUUAAAGAUGUGCAAAAACAGUGCCCUGAAUUACUGAGACUGGAUGGUAUGAAUCUUUCAAAACCAAUAUUGUGCGACGCAGUGGACGAAGGAAAUAACAUGCCAGCCUCUGAAAGGAUGUUUGCUGCAAAUGUACAAGCGCAACAAUUUGCGAGCAAAUUUUUAGAACAAUAUUUUCUCAUAUUUGAUAGUGACGCUCGUGUAUCACUUCUAACCGCAUAUGCCAAAGAUGCGUGCUUCAGUAUGACUGUGUUUGAUUCUCACAAUCCUCGCAAUCCAAACAAGUUGAAUGGAUAUGUUACGGACGACAGAAACUUGUGUAGAAUAUAUUCCACAGAUAAAAGGCAAAAAUUACUAAAACAGGGACGUUUGCCAAUCAUUGCAUAUUUCUCUGAAAUGCCACGAACGUCUCAUUACCUGAACACACUUACCAUGGACAUCAGUCUGAUUACGGAAGCAAUGAUAUUGGUUACAGUCACAGGACUGUUUAUAGAGCUUGACAACACAGAACAGUCUAUCCGUUACUUCAAUCGGACCUUCACAAUAAUUUCUCAAGGAAAUGGAUGCUGUAUUAAAAAUGAGCAAUUACAUAUUACUCAGCCGACAGAGACACAGUUAAAGCAACUGAAUAAUCAACCAAACAUACAAAAGACUGAUCCAGCAAAUACAGCAGUACUGGAAGUACAAAUUUUAGAUUUAAAAAUACAAACGACAUGCCAAGACGUAGAAAUGACGGAUCACGAAGCACAAAUGGCUGAUCUAAGAAAACGGAUGUUUUCUCUUAGCAUUACAGAAACAUCACCUGUACAAUUACCAGAAGAUGUAAAACAACUAAUGACGAUGACACUAAGUCAGCAGACAGGAAUGAAUUUGUAG
This is a messenger RNA of Heterotrigona itama, 1566 nucleotides long. Lineage: Eukaryota; Metazoa; Arthropoda; Insecta; Hymenoptera; Apidae. The record is from the annotation of a GenBank genome assembly.